CCCUCCCCCGCUCCGGCUCCGCGCAGCCGCCCGCCUGCCCGCUGGACUUCACAGUCUCCAGCCCCCGGCUCCAGACUUCAGCCGCCGCCACCACCCCCCCCACCCUCCUAGAGGACUCCCUGGGCGGGGCCGAUCCCAAGGAGCACCCCCCCGGACUGCCUCUCAGAGCAGGGUGGGGAAGGGGAUCGUAGUCCGCCGCCACCUCCGAGCAGGCCGCCAGGUGAGCGCCGGGACAGACAGCGCUGCAGGCACGCUUGAGUGUCAAGUUCACAAACUUGAAGUGGAGCUGGCCAGUGGAGUUGUGUGCUGUUCUUCAGCUGCUUCAAAUCGUGUGAGUACAGGCACAGGACUCUGGAGGCCGGAGAUGGGCGCCCGGCCCUCGAGGCGGCGGCGGCUGCCCGCGGACCCGCCCAUAGCCUUGGACGCGCUGCCCCCGGAGCUGCUCGUGCAGGUGCUGAGCCACGUGCCCCCGCGCGCGUUAGUGAUGCGCUGCCGCCCGGUGUGCCGCGCCUGGCGCGACGUGGUGGACGGGCCCACCGUCUGGCUGCUGCAGCUGGCUCGCGACCGCAGCGCGGAGGGCCGCGCCCUCUAUUCAGUGGCCCAGCGCUGCCCGCCCAACAGCGAGGAUGAGGAAGAGUUCCCGCUAUGCGCUCUGGCGCGCUACUGCCUGAGAGCGCCCCUAGGCCGCAACCUCAUCUUCAACUCCUGCGGAGAGCAGGGCUUCAGAGGCUGGGAGGUGGAGCACGGCGGGAAUGGCUGGGCCGUGGAAAAGAACCUCAUAAUGAUGCCGGGCGCUCCUUCCCAGACCUGCUUCGUGACUUCGUUCGAAUGGUGCUUUAAGAGGCAGCUUGUGGACUUGGUGAUGGAAGGGGUGUGGCAGGAGCUGCUCGACAGCGCCCAAAUCGAGAUCUGUGUGGCCGACUGGUGGGGUGCCCGGGAGAACUGCGGCUGCAUCUACCGGCUUCGGGUCCGCCUCCUGGACGUGUAUGAAAAUGAAGUGGUCAAGUUCUCGGCCUCACCCAACCCGGUCCUUCAGUGGACUGAAAGAGGCUGCCGACAGGUCUCCCACGUCUUUACCAACUUUGGCAAGGGUAUCCGCUACGUGUCUUUUGAGCAGUAUGGAAGAGACACACGUUCCUGGGUGGGGCACUACGGCACCCUUGUGACCCACUCCAGUGUGAGGGUCAGGAUCCGCCUGUCCUAGCUAACCAGCCUGACCCAGCCUUCCAGGACAGACUGCCAUCUGCCGGACACUAACGUCAAUCAAGGGCAGCUUUUGCAGCCAGGAGCCAGAGGAUGCCUGUGGAAGGGUCGGAGGAGGUCCUGUGUGGCCUGUUCCUGGCACUCUUCCAGUGAACCCCACUUGCUGCUGCUUCAGCCAAGAAACCAGGGAUCCAACCAGGCUGGUCACUUGCUUCCCCAGGGCAGUGUCAAAGAGUAACUCAGAGACCUGUACUGUACUUGUAAACUUCUUUCUCACAUGUGUGCUGAUCAGUUGAUGCUGGUUUAAUCACCAAGUCGUGUCCAAUUCUUAUGACCCCAUGGACUGUAGCCCACCAGGCUCCUCUGUCUAUGGGAUUUCCCAGGUAAGAAUACUGGAGUGGAUUGCCAUUCCCUUCUCCAGAGGAUCUUCCCAACCCAGGGAUCGAACCCACUGAGUCAAAAAGCAAAGGCCAAACCCAGGUUAAAAAUAGAGGAAUGCUGCUAACAAUCCUGGACAAGGACUCUUGUCAGCAUAUUUUGGAAGUAAGGCAAUUGCUGGCAGGGAGCAGAGGUUGUCCUCGGGGGGACCAACAGGGGCCUCAAAGGGAACCCAUCCUCUCAUUUGGGGUAAUCUCUGGGACUCAGUAGUGGGGCCCAUGCAAGCUCCUCCAGCACCACACCCAACAGCUCCUCUCCUCUGAGCCAUACAGGUGCCAUUUCUUUCAGAAUUCCUAAGGCCCAGUCUGCACUGACCCCCAAACUGUAUCCUCUACCCCCACCUCCUGGCCCUGUGUCGGGCAGCUCUCCUUCUGCCAAGAUGACAGCCUCCUUUUCUCCACACCUGAGCCCACUUGGAGAAGGACUCCGGGAGCAAGGCUCCCCUGAUGUCUCCCACUGUUUCCCUAGCUGAGUGCAGCUGACAAGCCAGCUUAAUAAAAAAUUGGUGCAGAGUGUGA
Bubalus bubalis (water buffalo) is the source of this 2159-nucleotide messenger RNA. It is a transcript of the gene FBXO17, whose product is annotated as F-box protein 17. Gene Ontology annotation, biological process: SCF-dependent proteasomal ubiquitin-dependent protein catabolic process; glycoprotein catabolic process. The record is from RefSeq and is a predicted model, not a curated record. Bases 365 to 1204 code for a protein of 279 amino acids. Lineage: Eukaryota; Metazoa; Chordata; Mammalia; Artiodactyla; Bovidae. Gene Ontology annotation, molecular function: protein binding; ubiquitin protein ligase activity. Gene Ontology annotation, cellular component: SCF ubiquitin ligase complex; cytoplasm. The transcript is spliced from 7 exons.